Messenger RNA from Zychaea mexicana, 1591 nucleotides. Its product is annotated as cop9 complex subunit. The transcript has 4 exons. The record is from RefSeq and is a predicted model, not a curated record. The coding region runs from base 73 to 1392 and encodes 439 amino acids. NCBI's taxonomy places the organism in Eukaryota, Fungi, Mucoromycota, Mucoromycetes, Mucorales, Lichtheimiaceae. Gene Ontology annotation, cellular component: COP9 signalosome; cytosol.
ACAUUAAAAAUCGCAGCACUCCCAUUGAGCAUUGAUUGUGCUGAGCCCUCUUUAUUUUAACUUGUUCGCCACAUGGACGUUUCGAAACGCCUUAAAGAUUGCACUGUUCAACCCCAACAAAAGGAAAAGCUCGACGGCUUCCGAAGCGUUCUUGACGACAUUCUGUCGUCUACGCCCCUGGGACCCGAUCAAAUACAACACCUCAAGGAUUACGUGGAAUCCGCUUUGAACGAGCAAGUAGGAUUAGUAGUGUCGCGCCAACUCUUAGGCGAAUUCAUCGAUCUCUUCGACAACCGAAUCGCCGACACUGAAAUCCAAAAGCAGCUCUUGUCAUUUGCGAUUGACCAAGCGAACCCUCGAGCUGUCAGUUUCGAAGAGCAGCUCUCACGACUCAGAGAAAAGCUUGCUGGUGUGUACGAAGCAGAAGAAGACUUCCUCGAGGCUGCCAAAGUUCUUCAAUCCAUCCAGCUUGAUUCGGGACAUCGUGCCAUUUCGGACGACUAUAAGCUCCAAGUAUAUAUUCGCAUUGUACAGCUGCUCCUCGAAGUUGACGAACCUGUUCCCGCGGAAACGUACCUCAACCGUGCGGCAUUACUGAUACCAAACUCGACGGAUUUCGUACUGGGCCUAAAGUUCAAGUUGUCCCAGGCACGCAUUCUCGAUGCAAAGCGCCGUUUCUUGGAAGCCGCAUCAAAAUACCAUGAGCUCAGCUAUGUUGCGCAACUCGAUGAGGAUGAACGUAUACAAUGCUUAACUGCUGCAGUUCAAUGCGCGGUGUUGGCAGGGGCAGGUCCACAACGCUCUCGUACUCUAGCAACACUCUAUAAGGACGAACGAACACAUCAUCUCUCUUCAUUUCCGGUACUCGAAAAGACAUACAUUGAACGUGUUAUUCGACCCGAACAAGUUGCAGAGUUCUUUUCCACCCUUAAGCCUCACCAUCGUGCAAAGCUCGGCGACGGUACCACCGUGCUCGACCGCGCUAUUCGCGAACACAACUUGCUGUCUGCUUCUAAAAUCUACAAUAACAUCACCUUUGACGAAUUGGCUUCUUUGCUCAACGUAUCGAGUGACAAGGCCGAAGACAUUGCAUGCCAGAUGAUCACCGAGAACCGUAUGGUCGGCAGCAUAGAUCAGUUGGAGCGCCUUAUUUCGUUCGAGUCAGGUGGUGCAGCACACAACGAGCGUAAUGCAGACUCAGCCAUCACCAUCGCAGCAGCAGCAGCCAAUGGAACCCAACAAACGGAUCAUCGUAUCGAGCCAUCCAUGCUGGAAAUUUCGAAAUGGGACUCGGCUAUUCAAACACUUUGUCAUGAUGUGGAUGCAGUGAUUGCUGCUAUCAACGAGAAAUACCCUGAAUAUGUAUCGAAGAACUUUGAAGCCAUAGCUUAGUGAUGUGACUCUCUCCUCUUUCUUUCUUAUUCCCAUUGAACUCUUUGUAAAUAAAUACAUAGUCCUUUUUAGCGCAUUUCAACAAACAUUUCCUUUUUUCUUAAUUCUACCAUACAUUGCUCUAUCUGUUUGGAGUGACAUAAGUUCCUUCCUGUUAUACAUAAAAAAUUAGUGGAUCGACGUAUGGUGCAGGAACGAC